AUGUUAUAUUGUGUAUUUGCCAUAGAUGAGGUAAAACCUUCGAAAAAAUACCAGAGUGAUAAAGAUGCACCAGCAUGGCCUUUUUGUAUUGUGAUGACAGAAGCUAGCAAUUUAGGAAAACACAAUGUUAAAUGCAAUGAUGUAUUUUUUUUCAAACAUCAUUUAAAUGAGCCAAAAUAUAAAAUAGUUCAAGAUUUUUAUAAAUAUCUUGCCCAAGACAAAUCAAAGUCCUAUUAUGAAGAUGUCACAUUUUCUUCACUAUCUUCUGAUAAAAUUCCAGAUCUCAAAAAGUUUAAUGCUAAAAGAAGUCGUUAUGAGAAUAUUUUCUCAAUUUAUGUUGCUCAGAAAUUUCACAAAAUCCUAAUAGAUAUUUAUGAAAAUGCUACUCACAUUGUUCUUUUUAAUGGUAGGGGCUCUAUUCGAAAACUUGCAGAUAUUAUAAGUCCUUACACUGAUGUAGAUUUAUGA
This is a messenger RNA of Cetraspora pellucida, 468 nucleotides long. NCBI's taxonomy places the organism in Eukaryota, Fungi, Glomeromycota, Glomeromycetes, Diversisporales, Gigasporaceae. The record is from the annotation of a GenBank genome assembly.